Messenger RNA from Cataglyphis hispanica, 1739 nucleotides. RefSeq names its product epidermal growth factor-like protein. The transcript is spliced from 4 exons. NCBI's taxonomy places the organism in Eukaryota, Metazoa, Arthropoda, Insecta, Hymenoptera, Formicidae. The coding region runs from base 43 to 1566 and encodes 507 amino acids. The record is from RefSeq and is a predicted model, not a curated record.
AAAAUAAGCAUCCAGUAGUAAAUUAGCGAUCGCUCAUACAACAUGCAAAGAUUAUUGAUCUGCUUGAUCGUUUCUACGUGCCUGUGUGUCAGCACCAGGGCAACGAAUGGUGUAAAGGGUGGACAUCGAUCGCGUUAUCCGACAAACGGAAAUUAUCACGGUAGCACCAACUCCUCGCAAAAUGGUCUUUGUUAUAAAACGGUGCCAUAUAGUCAUGUUUUGACUUUGAACGUUAGUGGAUCGCCUUAUAAUACUAUCCCUCAACCACCAGAAGGUCAAUCUCACACUGGUGGUUGGAUUACUAUAUUGGACUGUUGCGAAGGCUACGAGCGCAAUGUGACGAACGGCUUGUGCGAACCGCAUUGCGAUCGCGGCUGUUUCGGCGGUCGCUGUACAGGACCGAAUAUCUGCAGCUGUCAAUCGGGAUGGCGUCCCGAAGAUGGUGUCUGCAUGCCUGUCUGUACAUAUCAGUGCCAGGAAAAUGCCUAUUGCUUCUCACCGGAGGUGUGCGUGUGCAAAUUGGGCUAUGACGAGGUAAACGGUCAAUGUAAGCCAAUCUGUCCUGACGGAUGCAGAAACGGCGAAUGCGUGGCGCCGCGAAUUUGCCAAUGCAAGCCAGGAUAUGUUCUAAAUGAACGCAAGGAAUGCGUAGCCGCUUGCGAGGGAGGCUGCGUGCACGGUAUGUGUACGCAGCCGGGUGUAUGCACCUGUCACGAAGGAUACACUAAUCCUCAUGGCGAUCGCGAAUCUUGCAUCCCUCACUGCCCAAACAACUGCGACGGCACUAGCGGCGAAUGUAUCGCGCCCAACAUUUGUAGAUGCAAACACGGUUUCACGCACGAUAGCACCGGCGGUUGCGUGCCGGACUGUCCGGGUGGAUGCGACGGCGGCGAAUGUAUCGCGCCGAACUUUUGCAGAUGCAGAUCCGGAUAUACACGGGAUCGUUACAGCGGCCGAUGCAUCCCGACUAGCCCUGGCUCAUCGCAGUGCGGAUACGGCUAUAUCGUCGAUCCCGACACCGGUAGAUGCGUCCCCGCACCGACAUCUGUGCCCCCGUCACAUUCCGGUGACUGUAGAUAUGAUUGCGGUCCGCACGGCACUUGCAUUGGGCAUAAUCGAUGCGCCUGUCAAUCGGGAUUCGCGAACGAUCCCGAUACCGGUAGAUGCGUUCCCCUGACCUCCUCCUCCAACGCGACCAGUUCACUAUGCAGAUACGGUUGCGGUCCAAACGCACGAUGCGUCGCCUCGAAUAUAUGCGUCUGCGAUUCGGGAUUCCGUCUCAAUCCUGAUACGGGUAGAUGCGUCCAAUAUGAGGGGGAUGAUACAGGCGCGAGCGCAUGCCGCCGUCCGUGCUUGAAUGGUCAAUGCACGGGGCCGGAUCAGUGCACCUGCAAUCAGGGAUACACAUACGAUACUCGUGAUGUCACACGUUCAAGAUGCAUACCGGUAUGCGUGGGCGGAUGCCCGAACGGUACGUGCUCUUUGCCAAAUUUUUGUAUUUGCAAUCCCGGAUAUCGGAAAGAAAGCGGUGUUAAAGGUCGACAAAGAUGUGUUCCGCAAGAAUAAACGUUGUUUCCGAGAUGUACGGAAAAACUGAUGACACAAAGCGUCUUAAUACAUAGAUUAGUUUGAUAAAGCGAGCAUAUACAUUCAUUCUCGAAUGAUAUCAAAUGGAUUGUAUAAACGGGGCAGAUUCGCGAGAUUCAUAAUAAAGUACACAUACAGAUUCAGAAAACAUA